Betta splendens (Siamese fighting fish) is the source of this 2336-nucleotide messenger RNA. It is a transcript of the gene pard6gb, whose product is annotated as par-6 family cell polarity regulator gamma b. The transcript has 3 exons. Gene Ontology annotation, cellular component: apical plasma membrane; cell cortex; nucleus. The record is from RefSeq and is a predicted model, not a curated record. Gene Ontology annotation, molecular function: protein kinase C binding. NCBI's taxonomy places the organism in Eukaryota, Metazoa, Chordata, Actinopteri, Anabantiformes, Osphronemidae. Bases 464 to 1822 code for a protein of 452 amino acids. Gene Ontology annotation, biological process: centrosome cycle; establishment or maintenance of cell polarity; regulation of cellular localization.
AUUUAGCCAGUAGUUAAGUACAUUAAGUUAAAAUGUUUUGUUGUAUAUUUAUUCUUUUAAUGUGUGCUGUGAUUUGAUAAAAGUCGUGUAUCACUAAUUAAGGACGCAAUCAAACAAUAAUUAGAUGCAGCGUGAUCCUGCCCGGUGAAGCUGGAGAUUCCGAGCAGGCCGCGAAGCUCUCGCGGGAUCCCAUUUUUUUUAAAGAGAGCUGAUGUCAUUUGAAAACUUGACUCGCAGUCCCGAAUGAAGGCGGCGAGUCGUUCUCCGUCAGUUUCCUCUUCACGUCGGACCGAGCUCGUCAAAGCGGACCCACGGGAGCCCGAGACCAAACCGAGCCGAACCCGAACUCGCCGAAAGGGCUUUCUACCGAACCCGGAGCGGAGCCGAGCCCCUCUUCCAGCGGGCUCAACUUUUUUUUUUUUUUUUUUUUGGUUUGUGUUUUUUUUAAACUGCAGCCACGAACAUGAACAGGAGCUUCAACAAGUCGCAGCCGCUGCGGAACGCGGAGUGUAACGCGGUGGAGGUGAAGAGCAAGUAUGGGGCAGAGUUCCGCCGGUUCUCCGUGAACCGGGUCAAGCCCGGCAAAUUCGAGGAGUUCUACAAGCUCAUCCUGCACGUCCACCGCAUCGCCAACAUGGAGGUGAUGAUCGGCUACGCCGACGUCCACGGCGACCUGCUGCCGAUCAACAACGACGACAACUUCUGCAAGGCGGUGUCGACGGCGCACCCGCUGCUCCGGAUCUUCAUCCAGAGACAAGAAGAGGUCGACUACGCUAACUUUGGCACAAACACACUGACUCGUAAGAAGAAGCCGGUGGUGGCGCUGCGCAACAACGACAUCAACCGCAAACGGCCACACAUCCGCAUCGGCAUGCCCCAGGACUUCCGUCCCGUCUCCUCCAUCAUCGACGUGGACAUCCUUCCCGAGUCCCAUCGCCGGGUCCGAUUGUAUCGCCACGGGUCAGACAAGCCCCUGGGCUUUUACAUCCGGGACGGAACCAGCGUACGGGUGACGCCGCACGGGCUGGAGAAGGUCCCCGGCAUCUUCAUAUCGCGCCUGGUGCCCGGGGGGCUGGCGGAGAGCACCGGGCUGCUGGCAGUCAACGACGAGGUCCUGGAAGUGAACGGCAUCGAAGUGAGCGGCAAGUCUUUGGAUCAGGUGACGGAUAUGAUGAUCGCCAACAGCCACAACUUGAUUGUGACGGUGAAGCCGGUGAACCAGCGCAACAACGUAGUUCGCAGCAGCAGAAUCUCCGGCAGCUCCGGUCAGUCGUCCGACAGCAGUGGGUCGACGGGGUACCCGAGCUUACCCGCCGUGGGGUCAGCGGGGGUGAUGAGCUCCGGAGCGCACGGAUACCAAGACGACCUGGAGAGCGACGAAGACGGCGAUAUCGUCAUUGAGAGCAGUCUGAAGCGGCCGUCUCAAAGGUCCAAUGCGUCUCUGGCGUCCAGUGUGUCCCGCACGCUGAUGUCCACGGGCGCCUCCGGCCCGCCAGUGCCUCCCAGCCCUCCGACCCGCCCCCUGUCCGUGAUCUCCACCACCUCCUUCCACUCCCAGCCGAGCCUCAACGGCGGGUCCCACCAACAUAGCAACCUCAGCUACCAGCUUCAAAGAGACCUGAAACUGCAGCACAGCCCACAGCAACAGUCCCAGUUCGGCCAGCAGCACCUACAGCCUCCGCACCACAGCAGCAACUCAGCCCUUCGCCACAGCAACGGCAGCCUGCACAAAAUCCUCAGCUCACUGAAAACAGAGCAGCGGCACAGUCUGGCUCUGCCCAGGGGAGGGGUGGAGGAGGAUGGCACCGUCAUUACCCUAUAAUAAUCAUAAAGACAUAAACAUCUCGACCGCUCAGAGACUUAAACUGGGACACAAAGCCGGAUAAAUAUGAGCUCACGUGUUUCUUGUCACAUACUAAUUUUGUAACUUGUUUAUUUCACAUGGCGGUUGAUAAGAGGACGUUGAGAGUUGCCAAACAAGGAAACUGCUUUGUAUAUAUGUCUUGUAUUUUUAAAGUCGUCUUUGUCUUUCAUGAAAAGAUUUGUAUGUAUGUACGUAAUGAGCAUCAGAUCAAGUCAUUGUUUUUAGGCGAGUCCACUGUAUCCUAGCGUUCUGAAUGUGCCUGACAUGUCUUAGUGACCACUUUUAUUAAGCUCCUUUCAUUCUUCUUACUGGGACCAAUGUGGGUUUGUUUGGAUGGUUUUUAAAGAGUAAAUCUAUAUUUCUUAUAUUCUUAUAAAUGCUGUGUAGAGUAUGUUUUUAUUGGCUCUUUUUAUUCAUUGACGAUUGUGAUCAAAUCCUUGUAUCUGCUCCAAUAAAUUAUUCUGUCUUACAA